CUCAAACUUCCGGCGUCGCUAGCUUAAUUCACCGAUCGACCGAUGGACCCUACCAUGCUAAUACUAAUGAUCACAGAUGUGACAGAUAGUCAAUCUUAAUCCGAGGGAAUAUGGAGAUAAUCAUUAACUCAUAGGAACGCCGGUCAUAUUAACAUUACAAAAGUAAGUUUCCCAGUUUCUUUCUUACUUAUAGCAAAAUAUGAUUUGAUGAUUAAGUUUAAGCCACCGAGAUGAGAGAUGCCAUGACGUCAUUUGCCUGUUUAUUAAAGUUUCCGUGAAUUAGAGUUCAUGUUAGGUUUAGGGAUACAUUUUUUAGGGUUUAUGUUAGGUUUAGGGAUACAUUUACUUUAGGGUUCAGGCUAGGGCUAAUGUUGAGUAUCAUCCCAUGACGUCAUUUGCGUGUUUAUUAUAUUAAAAUAACAGUGAAUUAGGGUUUAGAUUAGGUUGAGGGAUCGAUUUAGGGUUCAGGUUAGGCUUAGGCAUAGGAUAAUAGGAAUGGAUUUAGGGUUCAGGUUAGGCAUAGAGAUUGAUUUAGGGUUAAAGUUAGGCAUAGGGAUAUAUUUGAUUUAGUUUAGUGACAACCAAGAUGGCAGAAACCCGGAGAGAUUUCUCAACAUUCUCCCAGGUUAGGUUUAGGGAUGCAUUUAGUUUAGUGACAGAAUUAACUGUUCUUGUCACUCUUGUCAAUGUCAACCAAGUUGGCGGUCAUUGGAAAAAAACCAACAUGGCAUCUCUUCUUUGGCUCUUUGCAUUUACCGAAAUGACUAAUGACUAAUUAGUUUAGUAAUGACUAAUAGUAACUAAUACUAAUCAUCAAUCAUCACAUGGCCAUGCCGAUGCCUUAUAUACUAAUUAGUAAUUACUAUACUAUAGUCUAUAGUAUAGUCAUAGUAUAUACCACCUAAUCCUAACAAAUCUGAGCAUCUUUAAUUAAUUAUUUUAAUUAUAAUUAAUAUAUAUGAAUUAUUGGGCACUUUCACUGUUAAAAAUAGGCAUACAUACGUAAAAUCCUCCAAAUCAUCAUCCCCCUUCAAUGAGUACUUAAUACUCAUCAAAUUAUUUGUCAAUAAAUUAUGUUUAAGGAUUCACUCUUAGACUUAGACUUAAGGUCUUAAGUCAAAGUCUAACCACUUGAAAUUGUUAUUAAUGUUAUUGAGGGGUGCAGGGCCAGGGGACAAUAACUGCUAAAUCUAAGUUACUUACUACUAACUUACUAAGUAAUAAAUUGUUGAAGAAUGAAAUUUCCAUUUUAAAAAUUUUAAUUCUGAUCACUUAUUAUUGAAAAGUACGACUACUUUUAGUAAUAGCUUUAAACUUAAACCUACGAAGACAAAGUUAGUAUAGUAUUAUUAGAUAUAUUGACUGUACUACUCAGUUUGGUACUUCAAUUUUAAUUCACCGCAAAAAUUAGCAUUACUGCUAUUCUAUUUUUAUGCAAUUAUAUCCGGUUUAAAAUAUAUAACUGCUUCUGUAGACACCAUGAAUUCUUUGACAAUUUCUGCAUUAGUUCACAAUGAAGUUAGUUGUAUCUUGUUUCUACAACAACACAGUAUUAUACAUGCUGUCAGACGAUGUGCUAACAACCAAAAAGUUAAUGGAAUGCCAAUACUCAACGCAUCGAAACAUACGUGGAAAUUGGCAAAAGAGAGAAACAAUGGCACACACAGACAUAUGCUCAAUUUUUAUAUGUGUGGGCUCGUUUUGCGUCAACGUGUUAAAGUUAAAGCAAAUGGUUUGAAUGUAUUCAACGCCAUUCUAGACAAUAUUGUUCAAAUUUGGCCACCACAGUAGGGGAGGACUUUAAUAGAAUUAAAUAUGUUUUAAUGCAAAAUAACAUUUGCUUUAUUGGAAGUGUGAAUAAUAAUAAUUUUUGCGGUGAAUUAAAAUUGAAUUACCCUCAGUUUCUGUCUUCUGUGUUGCAUAUUUUUACUGACCUUAUAUCAGUUCUAUUUCGAUUGAAAAGAGCAAUAAUGUUUAAGGGCCGUCCAUAAAUAACUUCACAUUUUAUUGGCAGAUUUUUUUGUAUAUCUCCUUUUCUCAAUCCCACCAUUACUAAUUUUGUCACACAAUUUAAAUUUAAAGACCCUCAUAAUACAUCCUCACUAAUGUAUGCCCCCUCUCCCCAUAGAAUUAAUGGUUGGCACCUUGUUUUUUUGUUUUUUAAAGUGCUACAGGUUAGAAUCUAUUUCAGCUCUAUUUACUGUUUUUAAAUUAGAAGUCAAAAUUUAUAUUUGUUAUUAUUAGAUUUUGAAAAAUUUCAUUUAUUUGCAGAUGGCUUUAAAAAUAAGUUGUCCAUCUCAAAAGCCAAAAUGCUGUGGUGGUGCUAAGCCAGGGUAUUGUUUAAAUACCUUAUGCCCUAACCAUGAGCAUAAGGAAAUAGUGUUCACCCAACACCCAGAUGUAGAAAAGCAAUUGCAAUUUGAGAGACUCUGCCUUGAAGAAGCCAAAAGGAAGGUGCAGAAACAGGAAAGGUAUGAGUUCCUUAAACAAGAAAGAAAACUUGUGGGGAUGAAGGAACCUGAUGAGGAAGAAAUGAACAAAGUGUCCUUAUAUGCUAACAAAGUUGAUAUUGAUGAUACUGAGCAACAAAAACCUAAAUCUUGUCCUACUAUUGAUUUAAGAAAGAUUAAGGUAAACAGUUUGAAGUCCAUUACUUAUCUAAAUUAAACCUGUCUAUAAUAAUUUUAAAAAAAAUUAGUUUACCUGCUCACAUCUAGUCUUAAGUGGCAGGACUGUUUAUGAGUAAAGGUUUUAUUUAAAAUGGCAACCAUCUAUCAAAUCUUUUUUUUUUUAAAAAUCUCAUUAAAUUUAAAUAAAAGUUUCAUGCAAUCUUAGAAUUACAACAUUUUUACAAGACAUAAACAAUCAAGAAGUAAAAACAAAUAUUUUUCACCUGCUUCACAGCAUUAAAUCAAAGUAAGCAUGCAUUUAGUAUGUUGCAUUACUAAUUAUACUGUACCUAAAAAUAAUACUUCCAUUUAGUGAAAGCUUGGUACCUAGAAAAAAACAAAAACCUAAUGAAAUAAGAAAAUAAAAAUUAUUUUGAAUGUCCACUUAUUAUUUUGAAACAACAAUAACUUUCUUUCCCACUACAUAUAAAUAUUAACAAAUUUUCCUGAAAUAAAUUUGUAGGUGCCUUUUAAGACAUAGGGUAAUUUAUAUUGAUUGAUUAUACUCCAUGGAAAAGAUCAAACAUGUGCUGGAGGUGGACCAGUUUGCUCUAUUAUCCUUAUUAGUGCCAUAUUUCAAUGUUGCUCCACCCCUUCCCAAUAUGUCUCCUCUCAAUUUCCUUCCUAAGCCCCUCCCCUCAUCCCGUUCCCCAACUCCUUUUUUAAACACACCUUUUUUCCUCAUCAAACUUACAUUUCAAACUCCGCACAUUCUCGCCAACGCCCUAACCCUUUUCAACCUAUUCCUUGAAUUCCUUCUUCCCUUAUUUUCCACUUUCUGAUGCCCUUUCUUCACCCAAUGUAUACCCUGUUUUAUGAAUCCAUAUAUUAAAAAUCAGGCACCCAAAAGUAGAAAAUUAAAAAGACCAACAAAAAUCUGAAUUUGCAAAAAAGGAGAUAAAUAAAAAUUACAAUUAAAUAAUUUGCUUUAUAAUUUAUGUUCAAAGUUUUAUUUGAAGAAUUUAUUAUAAAUCCAAUGCCUUAAAGAAAAAACCCAGAAAAUUUAAAUCUUCUGGAUUUAUUUCCAUGAACACAUAAAACCAUGAACCAAUAGUUGUGGAGUCAUUAUUGUAUAGAUAUUACAUUGUUAAACCUGCCAUGAAUUUUCUCUAUUUCAAGUUUGAUACUGAAAAUAAUAAGUGGAUUUUCUCCCUUAAUAAGAUAUUACAAAUUUAUGACAUUUUAUUAUCAACCUUUUGGAUCUGAUAUGGACCUAUCAAAAUAUAUUUUUAUUUUGGCCACUUGUUAGACACCUGAAAAGAAAAGCAUGAGAAUCCCUGCUAGAAAAGCUUGUAUGUUAGAGGUACCCCACUACAGUCCACCAGUUGAUGACUACAAUGAUCUUUCUAACUUCUUGCGCAUUUCAACUAUGCCUGGCUACAGUAACAGCAAUACUGUGAGUCAAUAUCAAGAUACCCACAACAUGUCUGUGUGGAAUAAUCGCAAGGAUAUAGAUAGACAAGCAUACAAGAUGAGGAAAGACUGGCUCUGUAAGUUAUUUACUCAAUUUAUACUGAUUUCAUAGUCCAAGGGUUAUGCACACGUGUUGAUCCCACUUCUUCCCAAUCAUACGGUCUCAGGCUUCUUUCCUUUUUACAAGUUAUACUCGUUAUUAGUGGUUUAGAAGGAGGUGGUCCACCACAGUAGGCACUUUUUUCUUUAUAUGGAGGGGUUGCAUUUUCUGCUGCCUGCCAAGUCUAUUCUGUGAGGGGGGCAGCUAAAGUAUUAUCGCUCACCAGGUCACACUAACCCUUGCUACGCCACUUUCCUGGCAUAUAUACUAAACAUUACACCCUAAUUUAGUUUGCCUAAUUUGUUUUUAACAUUUAACCUACUGUACUACAAGAAAUUACAUAAUUAGACUAACCAAAUGAAAGGCUCCAACAAGAACAGAUUGAACAUGCUACAGUAGUCAGAAUAUUGAAUUAAGAAUUAUGGAAUUGAAAAAUUUAUAAAUCUAUUUGGCUAUCCGUCAGCUAUUUUCAAUAAUAAUUUUGUAACACACCUACUCUGACAUGGCGUGGGAGCUUAUUUCUUAUGCUGUGGGUUAUGUCAGUAGUAUGGUUACUUAUGUUAUGUUGAUAUUUCAGGAUGCCGACUAAGGCUUCUUCAUUCUUCCACUUAUAAUCCGGGCACGCAAAUAAGAAUACUGAAUCCUGGUUAAACUUACAGUACUUUAUUGAACACACUUUAUAUUGAUAAUAUUAAUAUAUAAUCCUUGCAUGAAUGUAAUUUCACAUAUAUAUCUAUAGUAUUCCAUCAUUAAGAAAGACACGUCCUCACACUAAACUGUCAACUGUAUAAUCACACAGCUCUCACGCUACUGACUCUACUGCUCUGCGCUCAGCUCUCUACUAUAUCAGUCAACUCAUACUUUAUUACCAGCAAAGCGUGCAAAACAACCGCUCUGACAAAAACAUAAUUUUACUCUCCAAAAACGUGGAGCUCACAUUUGUAUCUCAAAAUACAAUUCAUUGUCCUCGUGGUCAAAAACAUAAUUUUACUCUCCAAAAACGUGGAGCUCACAUUUGUAUCUCAAAAUACAAUUCAUUGUCCUCGUGGACAAAAACAUGGUCAACACCAUUCAUUGUUCACUCAUGCUACCUCUCUGUUUUCAUGUGAAAACAUUGUCCGUUACAAAUUUCAUAACUGUUUAUUAAGUGCUCCUUUAAAAACAUCCCUGCCCAAUUAAGUGAAGUUAGAAAAAAAAAGGUAUAAUUUGAACAUUCAACUUAUAAAACAAAAGUUUAUUAACUAGGUAGUCAUACUUAUACAUUGUACUAUAUCAUAUCUCUUGAUAGUACCAGUACAUUUUUUAUUUUUGUAAAUCACGGUUUAACACUAAAAACAUACAUUUUUAAAAUGCCUAGGCAUUUCUUUGUUCAACUGUCAGAAUCAAUACCAGUUAUUAAAAGCAGCAGAAUUAACAUUUAAAAACCACUUUAUAGUUAAGUUCUACUGGAAACACUGGAAUUUUUAAAAACGUUUUGUGGGCAAGAUUAAUGAUAUGAAGGGGGCUAAGGGUGCAUUGUUUCUUGGCCACCCCUUUACUUGUUGUUUUUUGUUUUCCUUCUUUCUUCAGAGUUCAUAUCAGUUGGAAAUGAAAAUGGUCACUGACCAAAUUCUAUAUAUUGCAUGAAGAUCUUAAGCUCCGAUUUUUAAAAAAAAUCCAUAUUUUUAAGAGUUCCUUACUUUGAGUUGUGAUGUCAGAAUUUAGUCACAUAAGAAAUGUGUUCCUUUCUCUCAAUCUCAUCUCUAUAAAUUGUACAUUCUCCCUAUCAUAUCCACUUCUUUCCUUUUUAAAAAAAUUGUGCUUUCACUAGUUGUGCUUUUCUUUUCAAACAUCGGAUCAGAAGUCUUACUUUAUUGAAUUUUAUUUUACUUAACCACUUCAUUACCGAUGACGUCGAUGUCAUGAUCACUCACUUUCAAUUACCAAGGACGUCACAUCGACGUCAUAACAAAAAUUUUAGAACUUUUCUGAAAUACCGCAGGACGUUACGUCGACAUCAUAUUUCAAUGCUAUAUAUUUCCUUAUUCUUUAAUCUAUAGAGAAGUUAAAAAGCGAAUCGUAUAGAGAAUGAAACAUACCGAAAAUUUCAUCUUUUUAGUUUUUUGUUGCUCAGUCAGCAAAAAUCUAUGCCCAAAAAAAGACCCGCAGUAAUGAAGUGGUUAAAUGUCCUUUUAAAAAAAAUUUAAACCCCUAUUUUGUUUUUUUGCAGCUGUUUGGUCAGAAUACAAUGUGGUAGAGCAACACUGGAGAAAAGACUGGGCUGAAAAAUUUUCAGGAACUUCAGCAAAAUAAAUACUUGCUUUAAUUAGUAGCAGAAAUGUACCCAUAGUUAUUGCAGUGACUUUUUAGAUGUUUUCUCCAUUCAUUUACUAUUCUGGGGCUCAACUUAUUGGAAUAAGCUAAUGUUUUUGAUUAUCCAAAGUUGAUAUAUUUUUUAGAAAUACUGUUAGUAGUUGAAAAUUACAUUUUUUGCUAAGAACUUAGAAGUAAAGCCACAUUUAUUUAUCCAAUUUUAAAAGACUUACAAAUUUUUAACUUUCAAAUGAUAAAACUUAUGAGGCUAAUUUCAGGAAUGAUGUAUGCUGCAUGGAUUUAAUUAUUAAUUUAAAGAUGAGUUGAAUGAUGUGUACAUCAGAGAUGGUUAGAAGAACACAUUUAAUUCACUGGUAUAAUUUAUAUAUAGUUUUGAGGACUUCUAAAAAAUGAAAUUUAAUCUUGAUAAAACAUUUCCAAAUUAUAUUUGUAAUUUUAAUUUUGUGAUAAUAAAGAUUAUGUUAUAUAAAUAUGAGUGAUACAUAUACAUAAAUAUAAUGGCUAAAAAUAGGAGAUUGUUAUUGAUAUGUUUUCCUCAACAUCAAGCAAUUUAAUAACUUUUGUAAACAACACAGCAUUAAUUACGUCAUUUCAUAUAGAAAAAAAUAGAAAAAAUACUCACAAUAAACAGUAUUUUUACAUCAGUAUUAAAAAAUGAAGUGCUAUUUUAUUGGUAAUUUGUUGUUGUUUUUUAACAAAUAACUGUAAUCUUCAAUAUUUCUCUUGAUAUUAUUUCAGUAUUAUUUUCCUUGAAUGUUGAUAUUAUUUCAUUGUUUUAUUUUCAAAUAUGUACAAUUUUUAUAUCAUUUUCUUAUUUAAAGUAUUUUAUAUAUUUUAAAAAUUCAUUUCAAAUGUUUGCAAAAAGUGUGAAGACUUUAUCCAGUUUUACAUGAUAAUAUUUUUUUUAAAAAUUGUUCUUGUGAAAAGUAUUUGAUAUUGUUAAAUGUCCCAAAUAGUUUGUUGGAAAAGGAAUUAGAAAUAUCCUUAAUUUUUUAAAUCAAGUUUCUUAUAGAUAUGGUUCUAACCUCAUCAAACUUUGAUUUGAACUGAAAAUAUUUCUUGAAUGGAUUGGAUAAGUAAAAUUAUAUUUACCAAGAUUAAGAAGCCGAAAGAAAAUAUGCAUAUAAUAUCAAACAUAUUCAUCAUUAUUCUGUUUUAAUUUUAAUUAAUUUUUUUAAAAAUGCUUUAUUAAUUUUUUGGUGUUAAAAAAGUUUAUAUUUUGAUUGCUUACAAGGGAAUUCUUGAAGCUUACAUUAGCAGCUUAUAUUAGCAGCUUAUAAAUAAAAUUGUUAUUUUAGAUUUUAGGAAAUUAUUGGCAGAAAAAAAGUUUGCAACUGGUUUUUCUAUUAUUAUUUUUGAUUUCACUUAAAACUAUUAAAAGUAUUCAAUUUCAAUCAAUUUCAUAUUUUUUAAAGCAAUUUUCAAAAAAAAAAAAAUCAGAUGGUCAAUUGCCCAUAAUGGAAAUUUGUUUAGAUAUUUUAGCAAUGAUCAGUUAAAUAUAGUAUGCUUUCCUUAUCAUAAUUCUUAAGUUAGAAAAUCAACAGAAAUGUAAAAAGAGAAUCAAUAAAAUUGUCAAGUUUAGACUUCUUUAUUUUGCUUAGUUAUUAGUUAGUCCUAAUCAUUGCGACUUAUUUCAUAUUGUUUGUGGAUGGUGAGAAAAAUGUAAGGAGAUCCAUCAGAACCCAUAGAUAUGUCAGUAUUGACAGUAGGGUAGCAUUUCCCGAAAAUACCUGUGAGUACUGUUAGUUAAAAAAAUUCUAAAAAAUCUAGCUACUUCUUUUGUUUUGAGGUUUUGUUAAUUUUUG
Molecule: messenger RNA, 8300 nt
Organism: Lymnaea stagnalis (great pond snail)
Lineage: Eukaryota; Metazoa; Mollusca; Gastropoda; Lymnaeidae
Source: the annotation of a GenBank genome assembly